This is a messenger RNA of Camelina sativa (false flax), 729 nucleotides long. NCBI's taxonomy places the organism in Eukaryota, Viridiplantae, Streptophyta, Magnoliopsida, Brassicales, Brassicaceae. The record is from RefSeq and is a predicted model, not a curated record.
AUGGCCUCAUCUCCGAAGCUUACUCUAAAAUCUGGUUCCCCUCUCCCUGAUGGCACUGACUAUAGACGUCUUGUUGGCAGCUUACAAUAUCUCGCCUUUACCAGGUUAGAUAUCAGCUAUGCGGUGAAUCGCCUGUUCAAGUUCAUGCACCGCCCCACUGAAGCACAUUGCCAAGCUGCAAAACGGGUACUUCGUUAUCUUGCAGGGACAACAACUCACGACAUCUUCUUUGCCGCCAAGAACAAUUUGAACCUUCACGCUUACUCCGACGCUGACUGGGCUGGUGAAUCUGAUGACUAUGUCUCCACAAACGCCUAUAUUGUCUACAUGGGAACUCAUCCUGUCUCCUGGUCUGCGAAAAAGCAGAAAACUGUUGCUCGCUCUUCCACUGAAGCCGAAUACAGAGCUGUGGCCAAUACCUCUGCUGAACUGCGUUGGAUUUGCAAUCUCUUAUCUGAGCUUGGCGUCCACAAACAAGUUGUACCGAUUGUCUACUGUGAUAAUGUCGGAGCCACUUUUCUGUGUGCCAACCUUGUCUUUCACUCACGCAUGAAGCACAUUGCCCUUGAUUAUGAUUUUGCUCGAGGGCAAAUUCAGCAAGGACAACUUCGUGUUUGUCACGUUAACACAAAAGAUCAGUUAGCCGAUGCCUUGACAAAGCCUCUCUCUCGCACACAAUUUCUACAUCUAAGGAACAAGAUUGGAGUGUCUCCCGGCCCUCCAUCUUGA